Messenger RNA from Tauraco erythrolophus (red-crested turaco), 1632 nucleotides. The record is from RefSeq and is a predicted model, not a curated record. Lineage: Eukaryota; Metazoa; Chordata; Aves; Musophagiformes; Musophagidae.
CAGGGACGCUGCCGAAGAGGCCGAGCAGAGGAGCGGAGAGCGGUGCCAUGCCAGCCGGGGAUGGGGGGCUGCCCGGCCCCGCAGGGGUGCAGCUCCCGGGGGGCGAGGCGGAUCGGGCGCAGAACGUCUGGCAGUGGAUGCUGGAGAGCGAGAGGCAAAAUAAGCACAAGCCCCAUAGCACACAAAGCACAAAGAAGGCCUACAGCUCCGACUUCGCCAAGGGGGCCCCCGGCCGCCACCACCCCUGGGGGACCGGCAGCCACCCGCGCGGGGCGCAGCCCGCCCACCCCUUCGUCCAGGACCCCGCCAUGCCCCCGCUCACCCCGCCCAACACCCUGGCACAGCUGGAGGAAGCGUGCCGCCGCCUCGCCGAGGUCUCCAAGCCACAGAAGCAACGAUGUUCAACCUCAAAUCAGCCGAGGGAUCGAAACCACUCCGCUGCCGUUCCGGGGGGGAACAGCCCUUUCUGCAGUGCAAGUCUAACGACAGAAGAUCACAAAGAGCCAAAGAAACUGCCAGUUGUUCACACCUCUCAGUCGAGCGAGUUGGUUGUCACCUAUUUUUUUUGCGGAGAAGAAAUUCCCUACAGGAGGAUGUUAAGGGCCCAGAGCCUUACCCUUGGGCACUUUAAAGAACAGCUGAGCAAAAAGGGAAAUUACAGAUACUACUUCAAAAAAGCAAGCGACGAGUUUGACUGCGGUGCGGUGUUUGAAGAGAUUUGGGAAGACGAAACCAUCCUGCCGAUGUACGAAGGACGGAUCCUUGGGAAAGUAGAACGGAUCGAUUGAUGGUGUCUGCGUUUCUUAAGAAAAGUUAAGCUAGAAAAGUCUUUGGACACACAACAGUAGUGAUGACCAGGAGAAAAAAAAAAAAAAAAACCACACACCAAACUCUGAAGGAAAGUUUUGAACCAAUGAAGAAAAAAAGCGAAGUCUAUGAAGACUUUGCUGAAUUAGCCUUAGAGGAAAAAAAAAAAAAGGCAGUUAUUAUUCAUGAGUUAGGUACUGAGAUGAUAAAAACCCUGAACUAUUUAUUAAAAACAUGACCACUGUUGGCUAUUGGAGAUGCAGACCGUGUUUGAGAGACUUCCAUACAUAAUAUAUGAUUUCCUGGGGAUCUGAAAUCUAUGGACUAAGAGAAACUGUGUAUAGCUUACCUUAACAGUAAUCCUUAUUGAUAUUUAUUGAACAGUCUGUUUUCCCUUAAGUCCAGUUUUUGGAUAUGCUGCUUUAACAAUGGAGAAGAGAGGGGCUGGGAAGUGGGGUGAUGGGAGGAAGGAUUAUUUUAUUUUUUUAUAUUGUUCCCACUGUCUAAAAUUUAGGAGUUUGGCUAUAAGCACGUUCAUGAUUUUUUUUUAUUUUUUGAAGGGGGAGGAGGGAAGGAGCAACAUUGUGCCCAGUAUUUUCUCCAAGCGAAGAUAAAACUUUUCGAAAGAAAUAAUAAUAAUAAAAGCCGAAAUAAAAAUACUUUUGUACCAUUCAUCUAGAGACCGGUGCAUUUUAAUCUAUGCUGCUCUAAUUUGAAAUAAAGGUCUUAAGCGUUAAAUACGUUAGAUGCAAUAUAACAACAGCAACUUGAGAUUUUGUCCAUGGAUUUCUGCGGUGUGAGGUUUUUGCUUUGCUGCUGUCAGCG